CCUUUGAGUGUAUUAUCAUUUUGGGAUAAAAAUUGCAAGGGAAAAAACACACACGGCCUCCUUCCCUGUUCCUCCUUCGGGGAGGGUUAGGGAGACUACUUUGAAAAUGGAGCCGAGGCAGCACAGUGUGGGGAGACAGUAGUGAGGCGAAAUAACACGAGUGGUGGGAGAGAGGGAGAAGAAGGAGGAGGAGGAGAAGGAGGGGGCGAGCGAAUUAAAAGUUGGCCAAAUGGAGAUAUUGGGUUUCAAGUGGACUGGAGAAGGGAGUAAGAAAAAAAAGGGGUUGCCUCCGCAAGUCUUUAUGUUAUGCAAAUCGGGAUAAAUAUUUAUAGAUGAGUUUUUCCGUCGAAUAGCGCUUUCAAAUGGGGAGGGCGUCGACGACACCAGUGCGGGCUAGCUAACCGAAAAGCCGCUCGUUUUGCCGUCAAACGGUCUCCGGAGCGAACGAAACCGACGAGGACGAGGACCGCGUUCAAGAGCGACUACACCCGCCGGCACAGCCUUGGCUUCGGGGGAAAUGUGACGUUUUGGCCGCUCGGGACGAGUGCGAAAGCCUUGCCCAAAACGCAUCAAGGCAACCACGUCGACCGGCCCCCGGACUGCGAAUGUGUCGAUUCGGGGCUAUUUUUGGAAAUAAAAGCUUACAGGCCGCAAAUUGAGCCGAUUUUCUAGGCUUCUUUUUGAAACGGUUUUUGCAACGCGGACGUGUGACAUGGCGUACCAACUAGGGCAGAUUUGCUUUGAAAAGCAAUUCGAGCUUUGUCCGGCACUUGAUUGGCACCGAAGCUGGAUUUUUGUCGGUGGUACCUAACGGCGAUUAUUUUAUUUUUUAUUUUUUGCUUAUCGUUAGGCUUAAAUGCAUUUUUAGGCCAUUCUACACGUCUGUUCUUCUAUACGACGCCAUUUCACAGUUCUUUAGCUACGACGCCAUUCCAAACUUGUUCCUUUUCGUCUUCACGUUUGCCUUUUUAACCAAUUCAAAUAUAAAUGAGCGUCUUUUGAAAUAUUGUGGCCUUGAUGUGUUAUAUGUAUAUAUUUUAUAUUUGUUGUGGUGUUUUAAACAACAUAAUGGCUGCCCAACGAUAUAUAUAUAUAUUUACCACAAGUAAAAGCUCCAUCCCCCAACAAUGACGAUUCUCUGUGAUAUUUUCACUUCUUACGCUGUUUUUUCAUUUGUUUUUCUCGGAAAACCGCUCAAAGAAGAGCAUUUUGAGCUCAAUGGUUGUUGGUCUGAGUAGUUCAAAGAUGGAGGGUGAACGUGGCUGGCGCAGCGCUAAAAAAAAAAACAAAAAAAACGACUGUCUGGCUUUGAUAGCAGCCAUUUUGUUGUUCUAGCUUGUCCAGUGUAGAAAAUGCCACUUAAGCCUCUCAUUACUCGCAGUAUGGACAAUAAGCAUUCCAUUCUAAUGCUGAAAAACUGUCCACGUUGCUCCUAAACACAUACACAAGAAACUCAAAACACUGUUUAUACUUGGUUGCUUUCCCCCUUGAUUAUUUGCUAUGCAACACAACACACUUGAUGGCUGACAUAAAGCCAAAUAUCCAUUAUGUCUGCCCUUCAAGGUUAUUUUGAGCAUGGUGCAGUUGCUUCUACAUGAGUGCCAAUUCUCACCCUGUGAGGUGACUGGUGUGGGGCAGGAAAGUGAUUUGUGGCAGUACUGUCACAGCAGCCAUGUUGCCUGAAUGAAGGCCAUACUGCACGCCGUUGGUGAUUCAUUGCAUCGGCUUUCUAGCUCUCCCGUACUGUGUGUCUCCUAACUUAUUACCACAGUCAUGUCGUCACCUCCCUCCCCGCAGCCUAUCUCGUUACUGGAAACGUAAGGGUGUUACAUGACUGGAUCCAUGCGGCCCGAUACUAAUCUGUGUCAUGGACGAUGAGGACGAUCGUCAUCUUCUGGAUAUCUUAGGUGAUGUGGAUGCAUUGAAUGACUAUCUCCACGGCAACAACAGCAAGUCUAUUGAAGAGGACGAUGUAGCCAAUGCUGCGUACGGCUCGGAUGCGUCUUUCUUCACUGGUGAUACUGCAAAUGCUGGAAUCAAAGAUGGCUCCUCCACAAUGGCAGAGUUUGGCGGGGAUCCAGCAGGAGAUGGCCUCCAGCUCUCCAGCAGCCACUCCUUUAUCGAGGACCAGCUGGGAGCCAAUAGCCCCCCCGGAGGCGGCGUGGACCUCGGCGAAGACCAACCCUUCGACAUCCUCCAGAAAUCCCUCCUGGAGGCCGACAUCACGGAGCAGACGCUGGCACAGGAGGCUUUGCUGGACGCCCAGCCCGCACCCACCCUCGUGCAGCCCCCCGUACCCUUCCCUUCCCAGCUGGUCUCUGGGGGCUACGGAGGGGGUGUGGUUACCACGGCGGCGUUACCGACCGGACAGUUCCUGCAGGGUGUGUCGCCGCUGCCUAAUGGCUCCACGCAGCACAUUCAACUGCUGGGCUCGUUCGGGGCGGGAAGCGGAGUCAUGACCCUGAGUGGUCUGGAAAGAACACCUCAGAUUGUGCUGAGGCCGGCGGGCCCCGUCAGCGCUGCGGGGUCUCCGGCUCCGGGCGGGCAGGUGUUCGCCCCCACCCAGGGGCAUCUUGGCCAAGUGGGCUUCAAGAACAUCCCCCUCCAGAAUGUCAUCAUCCAGAGAGGUCCGGGAGGGACCCAGGCUCUUGUCAGGCCGAUCCAGCCUAAACCGCAUCAAGCUGGGGCUCAGACUGUCUUCAGCCUCCAGCCCACGGCCUCCAACUUGUCUAGUGUGGCUAACAGUGCUACAGCGCAGUACACUGCCAAUGGCUCGCUGGUGGUGGAUCAGCAGCAGGCGCAAACCAGCAUACAAGCGGGACAGUUCUUGCUGCCCACUUCUUUGGCCAUCCACAACGGCCCCCCCACGGACUCCGCUGCUCAGAUCACCGCCCACAACGCGGUGCAGAUUGUCGGCGGGCAAAAAUUUACAGCUCAAGCAGACGGGCAGCUCAUUUUGAAUCAAGGCGCGGUGAGCGGCGGCACGACGCAAACUUGGAAGGGCGCAGCGCCCACGGGGUGCGCCCCCGGCCAGCUGGGGCUGGUCAGCCAGGGGCAGCUCCCGGGUAGCCCCGUGCAGCGCCUCCUAGUGACGCAAACGCCCAACUGUACGUCGUUGUCCCCUUUACCAAGCACGGUGACGCCAGCGCAAGAACACAGACAGAAUGCUUCAGGAUCUGCCAUUAAACAAGUGCAGCUCAACGCACAGAAGAGGCCCGCCCCCGCACCGCUGACUAAGGGAGGAAUGGUUUUACAGCAGCUAAGGGAACAUCAUGAACGGGUAGACACGCCCGACCGGAGACAGUUCAUGUCGUUCAGUGAUGUGCUGCAAAGGCUCCUGCCCUUUCACGUCUUCCAAGGCACGCCGCCCAGCCAGGAGGAGUUCUCACAGGUGGAUGAGGAGUUUGAUUCAGUUGCAGCGCACGUGUUGAUGAGGACCCAGGCCAUGAUCAAUAAAUACAGACGACUGCUUUUGGCUGAAUCUGAGCAUUCCAGUCCUUCGUCAGAGAUGGUGAUGAUCGAUAGGACCUUCAACCAAGAGGAGCGCAGCUGCCUGACGCAAGACAAGCGCAUGCUCCUCGUGGAUCCAGACACUUUCUUGGAUGACUUCUGCUGCGGGCUGAAAUCCAAACGUUUCCAAGAUCCCAUCCCCUCUCCACCACCGCCGCCGCCGCCCACCACAGACACGGAGAAGCCGGCGUACAGGACAAAAUCGCAGCCUGGCUUUGGCGACCCAGGAGGACGAGGCGGUGGCGACAGACUCCAAGCUUCACCUGUGGAGAACAAGAGCGUCCUGGAACUGAAGCAAUCCCAGCAGCAGCGCUCAGGGCAGGAAGGUAACCACUCAUCUUUUGCAACAACAGAAGGGGGGCACACGCACCACCAGACAGCGUCGCCCCCGCAGCUGGACCCGGACUCAGCUCUGGAGGCGGCCGUUAACAGCAUCCUGGAAUGUUAACAAACCACAUGGAAUUCUGUUGUCGUUCAUUAGUGAAGUUUGUUCUGGUCUUUAUGUAGCACUAUCUUUGUUUUAUUUGAGCAGAUGCAGGGGGUCCUCGGUUUACGAUGGAGUUUCAAUCUUGGGUAACCUGAAUUUGAACACAAGCUGAAACGCAGAGUUUUCUCACUAAACUACACUACAUAUUAGUAAAGACGUAGUUACAGUAAAUAUUGAAAUGAAAAACACUUAUUGGUCAUAAAUAAUAAACAUUACAAUUAAAAACAGUAAGUACGGAUCUAAAUGAGUGCCUUAAUGUGCCGCUCGACGCCGUAUUCUUGUGCAAACUAGUUUAUUACAUGCUAUUCAAAACCUCAAAAUGUCAUAAUUACAGUCAAUAAUUGUGUGAAAAACACCUAGGCUAGAAAUAUAAAAUGAGAAAAACGAGCGUGCCUUAUUGUGCCAUGUGUCGCCAUAUUGUUACGCUGCUGUGCAAACUCUGACAUUUUGUGAUGCAUGUAACCUCAAAAUGUCAUAAUUACAGUAUAUAUUUGUUUGAAAAGCACUUUUAGGUCAUGAAUAUAAAACAUUCAAUGAAAUACAGUAAGUACGGUGGUUACUGAGCUUGUCUUGUUGUGCUGCAUGGCAACCUAGUCUAACACUGCUGUGCAAACUAGUUAAUUAUACGCCAUUCGGAAACUCAAAAUUUCAUAAUUAUGUCAAUAUUUGCUUGGAAAAAAAACCUAGGCCAUUAAUGUAAAACAAUCCAAUGACAAAUCCUAAGUACGGCGCUAACUGAGCAUGCCUUAUUGUGCCACGUAAUGCUGUAUUACGCUGCUACACAAACUAGUUCAUUUUGCGCUGUACAUAACCUCAAAAUGUCGUAAUUACAGUAAAUAUUUGUAUGAAAGACACUUCAAGACCAUAAAUCUAAAACAAACCAAUGGAAAACAGUAAGUACAGCACUAAUUGAGGAGACCUACUUUUGCUGCGUGACCACGUAUUCUUACGCCGGUCGCAACCUGGAAAUGUCGUAUGUCGCAUAAACUGAGGACCCCUGUACUCUGGAGACAGGCACUUCUAAUCACCUACGACGCUGUGGGAAUGUGUGCAAUUGAAAGGAUCCAUAGUGUUUAUUUCAUGGCCAGUUUGCUCACUAUGGCAACUCCGUGCCUCCGGCUUUUAUUUCAAAGGGUUUACAUGAAGAAUCCUACAUUUCCUUGACGAAUUGCACUAAAAGCCGUUUUCAUCGGACUGCACACAAGCGGCACGUAAGCCAACAUGCCAUAGCCGCUCAUUUUUGUUUGGCAUUUUCUUUGGCUGUUUUCCCUUUCUUUUGUACCUUAAAGGUACGCGAGCCCCUACACGCCAAACACGCAAACUUGCCUAUCAUUUCAAUGUGUUUGCGCUAGGGGGAGAUUAAUCCUCAGAUUGAGGAAGUUACUUUGUUCAUUUUUUUUUUUAAUCACUGUUUUUAUUUACUUUGGUUUUAAGAUGGAAGGUUCAAUGAUUGUACGCUUUGUCUUGUCUGCUCCCCCCCCCCCCCCCACUUCUCAGCAGCACAACCAAAAAAAAAAAAAAAAAAGCAUCUUUUGUUGACAUCACACAGCACUAAAACUACAUUUUGUUUAUGUAUGAAAAAUUAACCCUGAAUGAUUAAGACUGAAUAAAUUAAAUCCAAUACAUUUCUGCCCAAGUUUAAACCUGCUAAUAAACUUCAACAGAAGACUGAAGGCUUUUUUAAAAUGUUUAUUUUACAACCAUUAGUGCAUUUGGACGUCUGUCUCACAGCUCUUAGGUUUGGGAUUCGAAUCUCAGAGUUUGCAUGUUCUCCACAUAUUCUGGGUUCCUCCCACAUUCCAAAAUCAUGCAUUUUAGGUUCAUUGAAGACUCAAAAUUGUCAUUAGGUGUGUGCGGUUGUUUAUCUCUAUGUGCCCUGCGAUUGGCUGGUGACAAGUCCAGGGUUUACUCUGCCUCUUGCUUCAAAGUCAGGCUCAAGCUCACUUGUGACCCUAAUGAGGUCAAGCACUAUAGAAAAUAGAUGGACAGAUAGUUCUUCUAGCCACAGCUGUGCAUUUGACUAAAACAUGUCUGGUUUUAAAGCAAGAAGUUUUUCUUAAGCCACGCGUUGCCAUUUUGUUGUCAUCAGUAUGCGGCCCCAUGCUACUUGUUCCGCUUUCUACCCAUAUUGUCAAACUUGAUCUGUAUAGUUUGUCAUUUUCUAUAAACAAACAAAACCAAAAAAUAUUUAUAAUUUUUGUAUGGAAGAAGGAAAAAAAAAAAAAGAAUGUAAAACAAAAAGAAAAUGGCAAUUAUUUUGGAUUAUGUUGGUGUCACUUGUUCAAUGUUGUGUUGCCCACAGCAGCAACAAUAAAUUCAUUUUGAAUACAAAUAAA
This is a messenger RNA of Phyllopteryx taeniolatus (common seadragon), 6333 nucleotides long. It is a transcript of the gene bicral, whose product is annotated as BICRA like chromatin remodeling complex associated protein. The coding region runs from base 1868 to 3958 and encodes 696 amino acids. Gene Ontology annotation, cellular component: SWI/SNF complex. Gene Ontology annotation, biological process: positive regulation of DNA-templated transcription. The transcript is spliced from 10 exons. The record is from RefSeq and is a predicted model, not a curated record. Lineage: Eukaryota; Metazoa; Chordata; Actinopteri; Syngnathiformes; Syngnathidae.